Molecule: messenger RNA, 2280 nt
Organism: Coregonus clupeaformis (lake whitefish)
Lineage: Eukaryota; Metazoa; Chordata; Actinopteri; Salmoniformes; Salmonidae
Product: homeobox protein EMX2
Exons: 3
Coding region: 424-1170 (248 amino acids)
Biological process (GO): neuron differentiation; central nervous system development; brain development
Molecular function (GO): DNA-binding transcription factor activity, RNA polymerase II-specific; DNA binding
Source: RefSeq, a predicted model, not a curated record
AAGAUCUGGUUCUGAACGAAUCCCUUCCGUUCUGCUCGAGUCCGCCUCUCCGUGCCUGUUCCUAUUGACGCACUUAAAGACUCUUCCCUCAACCUUAAGGCGAGUAGCAGCGACCAAUCACCAUGCCAUUACAGGCUUCAGAGGAAGCUGUUUAUGUGACUCCAGCGCUAAUUAAGCUCAUGAACUAACAAAUCGCUUGCACAACUGUGAGGAACCGAUCACAUCCAUGGAUUGUCUGGCGCAGUCGACCACCUUUAUGGCUAUUCAUUGAUUUGUUGUUACUUUGGCUUCUAUUCUUGCUGCACUCUUCGUUCCAAAGUUAUUUAUGCUGACAAACUUUCUCGGUGUGGAGUAGUAGCCUAUUUUUACGAAGAACGCCUGCACCUCUUAAAUUCUAAGCUGGGGAAUCUUGACUAUCAAACUAUGUUUCAACCUACACCGAAGAGGUGUUUUACUAUAGAAUCGUUGGUAGCGAAGGAUAAUCCUCUACCAGUGUCGAGGUCUGAGGAGCCCAUACGACCAGCGGCUCUGAGCUAUGCAAACUCCAGCCAGAUGAAUCCAUUUCUGAACGGGUUUCAUUCCAGCGGCAGGGGCGUCUACUCUAAUCCGGACUUGGUGUUUGCUGAGGCGGUCUCACAUCAUAACAACUCCGGUGUCCCAGUUCAUUCGGUGCCCCCUCCACACGCGUUGGCUCACCCACUUUCAUCCUCCCAUAGUCCGCACCCUCUUUUUGCCAGCCAGCAAAGGGACCCCUCAACUUUUUACCCAUGGCUAAUACAUAGAUAUAGGUACUUGGGUCACAGAUUCCAAGGUAACGAAACAAGCCCGGAGAGCUUCCUUUUGCACAAUGCACUGGCCAGAAAGCCCAAAAGAAUUCGGACAGCUUUUUCACCUUCGCAACUUCUGCGGCUUGAGCACGCAUUUGAAAAAAACCAUUACGUCGUAGGUGCCGAACGAAAACAGCUUGCGCACACCCUUAGCCUCACAGAAACUCAGGUAAAAGUGUGGUUUCAGAACCGAAGAACCAAGUUCAAACGGCAAAAGUUGGAGGAGGAGGGUUCAGAUUCGCAACAGAAGAAGAAGGGGACCCAUCACAUAAACCGAUGGAGACUUGCAACAAAACAAGGAUCGGGAAGUCCCGAGGAAAUUGAUGUCACUUCAGACGAUUAAAAUAGCCUACUAAAUUGUUUGAACCUGGGACAGCCGCAUGGCGUGAAGUAUGACAUGGCUAAGGAUGCUGUGUACAGGGAGAAGGUAAAGCUAAUGUCACAUUUCGAUUCUUCGGAGAUCGGCAGCUGAGGGUGAGAGAAUUCCAAUUGGUGGCGCUUCUGUCACUACCAUGGGUCUGUCAAUGUGGAUCAAAUUGCCCAGGCAAAAGUGAUCGACAGUAUCGCAGUCCACCUACCUGACCCCCUUCCACUCACCAACCCACCACUACAAUCUCCCACGAACCUCCCAAAAAUUAAUCGCCAAUUCACAUUGGAAAUUUGCACUUCUGAAAGUUUCUAAAUAUGAACGUUUCCACUCAAGAUACCAAAAUACAAAACUGUCUUUGUUAAACUUGAAUUGCAUGGUAGACUUUCUGGUAGUUUUAAUUUGAUAAUUUUCUCAAAAACAACUUUGUUUUUACUAAAUCUCAGAGAUGUUGUGCUUCUUCCUUUUUACAAAGUGUGCAGUCUUUUAAUUAAUGAUUCUCGUGUUAAAGUGAUUGUGAAAACAGUAUGAAGUAGCAGUGCUGCGUUAUAGUGUUUCUAAAGAAAAGACUAAUGAAAAUGAAUUUCGAAAACUUUAUAAAAGUUUAUCAAACCACAUAUGAAGUACUUAAAGGGAAAGUAUCCAGGACACUCCUUAAACCCAAGCUUUACCAUGUCUCCGUUAUUCUGUCCCGAACAUAUUGUCAGGACUUGACCCUCCCGUGAGAGUUGCCACGAAGGACUAAUGCAAGAAUUGACAGCCAUAGAGGCGAGAACUUCAAGCACUGAGCGUUUCCAUGUACAGAGAUUAAAAGUUAAUGUUUCUGUUAAACCCUCUUUUACCAGAAUGUAAAUAAUUUUGUGUUUGUGUUAAGUUUGCUACAAUUUUAACACAAAGUAUACUUCCAAGAAGUAUGUAAUUGUCAAUAUUUUGUCAAUAAAGUUUUAUCAAUAUGUUGCGCGCAGAGUAAAAGUAGGCCUAUAUGGUUUUGAUUUACGAUCAGCUUUCAUAUCUUCACAUUUUAUACCCGCUGUCACCAAUCACCCGCUUCAUAGCCUAUAUCUUGAUUUUGGUCAAACCAGUCUC